UUUUAUUACCAUUUAUUAAAAGCAUAUUUAUAAUUUUUUUCAAAUAGUAAAUAAGUUAUAAAUAGUAAUACAUAAAACGAUUACUAUCUUAAGACUAAAAUCAAAAACUAAAUAUCAAAUUAAAAAAAUAAUCAGCACUAGGUAUAAAUGUCAUCUUAGGAAGAAUAAUUUAGAAGAAGUCAUAACACAUUCAUGUAACAGGCCUAUAACUUAUAACAUAAUUAAGAUAAAGAAGGAUUUUAAAGAACUAUGAAAGAUUAUGAGAAUUAAUUUGUUCAAAAUGAAUUUUAUUUAAACUAAACCUAAUAUUCGCCUCAAAAUAGAAUUAACAAUAAUUAUCUACCUGCCUAAAAUACCCUUUCAGAUAAUUUUCUACAGCAAACAUUUCUCUCUGAUACAAACUCUUUCGUUCAAUACUAAAGAAUAGUCAACACAAACAACCCAAAAUAAAUGGAAGCACUCAAUUAAUAUUAGUAAAGCUUGUCACCCUAUCAAAAAUAAUAUGUUAGACCAAACGCUAAUAUAGAAUUUAAGGAAGAAGAUUUGCCUCUAUAAUACUAAAGAUUUAGAGUUCCUAAAACCCCAAAUAAUGUGUAGGCAAAUUAGUAAAAUCCACUAUUUGAUCAUGAUACUACACUUUUUGGUAGAAAUGUCUUAACUUGCUGUGAGAAUUAGAUUUAAUAAACAACUCCUCAACACUUAAAGAACUACAUUGAUGUUCUAGGUGGAAUAGAAGAUACCAUAGCAACUAUGGAAAGUAGCUUGAAGUUAAGUGAACUCAAAAAUCUUGAAGAAAAAUAUAUAAAUUACUAUUCUCACCCAUUAAAUACACAAAAUUAAUAUAAUAACUAAACAUAAGUCCCUUAACCUAUUCCUUAAGCUAAUCCUUUUAGUAAAAAACCUUGUGAAAAUCUCAAUCGAAACAUUCCUCUGGUGUAAGCAGCAUACCCAGAAUAACCUCAUUUCUAAGACAUAUAAAGAGAUGAGUUAGUUGAUGAUAAUUAAUAUUCAUUUUAAAAUGAAAAACCACGCCUUAACCCAAUUAUAGAAUAAAGUAGGAAGUUAAGAGAAGAAAAAAUGAAGUUUCUUCAAAAAAUUAAAUGA
Tetrahymena thermophila SB210 is the source of this 1104-nucleotide messenger RNA. RefSeq lists its product as hypothetical. The record is from RefSeq and is a predicted model, not a curated record. Lineage: Eukaryota; Ciliophora; Oligohymenophorea; Hymenostomatida; Tetrahymenidae. The transcript is spliced from 7 exons.